AUGCUUGUUACCAGACAGCCGGAUUCGGAGUCAAGCCAUUGGUCCAGCAAGUACCAGACCCUACUACACAAGCCCACGAACCCACGUAUGUCGAACUUCGAGGGCCCGCUUUCUUCACAACCUGAGUGGCAGGGUCACUAUUCCUACCUUCCUCCUGGGGAGCCCAAUUUGUUCGCUCAACCUUUUCAACAAGCAUCGAGCACAAAUAGCAGCAAUGCUAGCACAAUCCCUCCCCCUUCUGGUACUGCUGCGACCACUGGUGAGGCUACCAAUCACUCUGGCUCGACCAUGGUGAGCUCGCCCGGAACUCAGCCGCAGACUGGCAAUGGCCAGGCGCUGAACGCCCCGAAAGUUGAGUCACCAACUCGUGAGGCGUCCGAGUCCCAAACAUUGGCAAACGGGAUCAAGACGGAGAAUGUCCAGGAUGAGCUGUCGGUGUCAACUGCCCCUGUCGGACCUGCCAAUGUGAAGGAAUCUAGCUCAGCUUCGUCGGCCGACCGAGCCCAAGAAAUUGGUCACGAACAGGGUGGACUCGACGACACAAUCAUGAGCAAAGAGGAGGAGGACGAUCUUGUGGAUGAUGAGGACAUGCUUGACAUUGAGGGCGAUGGUGAUGGCGAAACGAGCCGUCCGAUGACGGCAGCUGAACGCACAGCGGCUAGAAGAAAGAUGAAGCGCUUCCGCCUUACUCACCAGCAGACGCGUUUUCUCAUGAGCGAGUUCGCCAAGCAACCGCAUCCUGAUGCCGCCCACCGCGAGCGCCUCUCUAGAGAAAUCCCUGGACUCAGCCCUAGGCAGGUCCAGGUCUGGUUCCAGAACCGACGUGCAAAGAUCAAGCGCCUCACAGCUGAUGACCGGGAUCGCAUGAUCAAGAUGCGGGCUGUUCCUGACGAUUUUGACAAUGUUCAAGCUCUCCACUCCCCAUAUGGAGCAGUCCACACCAUCAACACUCCCCCUAUUACACCGCAUAUCGACUUCCAAACGCAGUCGUAUGCAGAGCACAUGAUCAGGCCUCUGAUGCUGGACACCAUUAGAAGAGGCGACGGGGAUGCAAACAUGUCUCCUACUGGAAUGAAUCCGUCGUUUGGAGGUAUUGGGUUCAGCCAAAGCUCCCCGGACAUGCUCUCGCCCAUGUCGGCGACUUCCAACGACAGAGGAUACUAUUCCAGCCACCUGACGAGCCCGAUGACCAGUGGUCCACGUACAUCUAACCCUUUCGCGAGACAAUCGGGCUUGGACGGAGGUAUGCAGAUGCAAUCUAGACAGCAGGUUCGGCCACUGCAGCCGCUUCAGCUGCGGGAGACCAUGUCGAGAUCCAGAUCGGAUACCAUGCAGUCGCCGUUGAGGACAAGCAUGUCAUGGAAAGGCGAUGCAAUUGACUACGGCUAUCAGAGUGGCAAUGCGAGCCCUGCAAUUUCAGGCCGUCACCAGUCUGUGUACCCGUCUGAACAAGGCGGCUCGACUUCCAACAGUGGUAUGAACUACGAAUCCGGAUCAUAUUCCACUGGUUCCCUGCAGUCAUCUCCAACUCACAUCAACUACUCGAGCCUACCCGCUACGCUUCAGCAUCCCCCGCAGAACUCCCGCCUUCGCGCCGCGACAGCCACUCUUCCGCUGAACCUGGAUCUUCGGACCCAACAGUACCGAUCGGUCUCUUCGGCGCACAGCCUGCAGGGCAAUGGACCCGCCACCCCUCGUGCUACCUCGGCUACUCCAUACUCUUCAGCCUAUACCUCUAGCUUCCCGUCAGCCCCCCUCACGGCACCUGUCGACUUUACACAGCCGAGAACUCCCGGUAUUCGAUCCGGACUCUCUGACUAUUCGAUGCCUCAGAUGAGCGCGCCGAUUGCUCCCCCUCAUGACUUCUCGCAUGCUCUCCACGGUGGUAUGCCUGGAUCUAGUACCAGGACUCCCAUGAGAGAUUCAUUUGGUGGAAACGCAGUGAACACGAGCCAGUCUCAGAGCUCUGAGAGAUCCGACGACUACUCGCAUGACAGCUACAUGAAGCGAAAGCGUAGCUUCAGCAACACUCCGGCCCCGCAAGCUUUCUCUCACACGGCAUGA
Molecule: messenger RNA, 2064 nt
Organism: Pestalotiopsis fici W106-1
Lineage: Eukaryota; Fungi; Ascomycota; Sordariomycetes; Amphisphaeriales; Sporocadaceae
Exons: 4
Coding region: 1-2064 (687 amino acids)
Biological process (GO): animal organ morphogenesis; anterior/posterior axis specification; regulation of transcription by RNA polymerase II
Cellular component (GO): nucleus
Molecular function (GO): RNA polymerase II transcription regulatory region sequence-specific DNA binding; DNA-binding transcription factor activity
Source: RefSeq, a predicted model, not a curated record